AUGCAGAACCCUCUCUCCAGUGGUGUUCUUCUUAUUUAUUUAUCUUCAUUCCUCUCUAUUUAUUCGUUUAUUUUCUUCUCAUAUUUUAUUUACCCUAUCUUGACAUCACUUACGACCACAUACCUUCUUAACAAUUUAGUCAUGGAAUGGCUCACAAAAUACACUGCGAAGCAGCAACGUCACAGUUUGGAAGAUAACAGUUCUGGUGUGCGUUUACCCAGAUGA
Echinococcus granulosus is the source of this 225-nucleotide messenger RNA. RefSeq lists its product as hypothetical. The record is from RefSeq and is a predicted model, not a curated record. The transcript is spliced from 2 exons. Lineage: Eukaryota; Metazoa; Platyhelminthes; Cestoda; Cyclophyllidea; Taeniidae. Bases 1 to 225 code for a protein of 74 amino acids.